Protopterus annectens (West African lungfish) is the source of this 3053-nucleotide messenger RNA. Its product is annotated as zinc-binding protein A33-like. Gene Ontology annotation, biological process: protein ubiquitination. Bases 36 to 1580 code for a protein of 514 amino acids. NCBI's taxonomy places the organism in Eukaryota, Metazoa, Chordata, Ceratodontiformes, Protopteridae. The record is from RefSeq and is a predicted model, not a curated record. Gene Ontology annotation, molecular function: ubiquitin-protein transferase activity; zinc ion binding; protein binding. The transcript is spliced from 7 exons.
AUGAAAGUGAAAGCAAAAAGCAGAGUACCGAAGAGAUGGCCUCUGCAAAAAUGCCUGAUGAUCCAGAUGAGGAUUUCUUUUGCUCUGUUUGUUUGGAUUUGUUUAUAGAGCCUGUAAUUCUGCAAUGUGGACAUAACUUCUGCAAAUCCUGUAUAGAUAAAUUCUGGGAGAAAGAGAAAAAUCUCUUCUGCCCAGUGUGCAGAGAGGAAUUCACAUCCAAGAUAUAUGCUGUAAACAAAGUGUUAUGCAAGCUGGUAGAGAAAGCAUCGAGGUCACAGCCAGGUAAGAAUGCCGGUAAACUACAGAAGGAGCAGAAAGGCCACUGUGCAUUGGGGUCUCGUGAAUGUUUGGAACAUGGAGAAGCACUGAAACUGUUCUGUCAGCAAGAUGGGAGUCCUAUAUGUUAUAUCUGCAUGUUAUCAUCUGAACAUACAGGGCACACCUUCCUACCUGUACAGGAAGCAGUCGGCAUGUUUCAGGAUGAACUGAAAGCUGCAGCAUCUUUUCUACAAUUAAGCAUUAUGGAACUAAAAGAAAGCCAAACCAAAGAAGAACAGAAGAUCUCUGCUAUCCAGGGCAAAGCCCAAAGUUUUGAACAGCACAUUGCAUCAGAGUUUGCUAAAUUGCGACAGUUUCUGCAGGACAAGGAGCACCAGUUGACACAACAGCUCAAAGAGGAAGCAGCAGGGAUUCUGGGAAAAAUGAGGGAAAAUCUACAGAAAAUUGAAGGCACAAAGGAAGAUAUUCAGAAGUUGUUAUUAGAGAUUCAAACAAAACUGCAACAGGAAGAUCCUUUGCUUUUUCUCACAGAUAUUGUAGAUAAAACAGAAAGGGUUAGGAAAAGCCAGAAAAAGGUAAAAGAUAUGGAGAAGAAAGAGGAAGAACUUGAAGAAGAUAAAGAGAAAGAUGCAUCUAAUUCUGCCCUGGCUUCUGAUAACUCCAGCCUUGGUAUAUAUAAAGCUCCCCUGCAGUACAGCAUUUGGAAGGAAAUGCGGUCUUUCAUCAGUCCUGGUCCCUCCCAUCUAGCAACGAGGCAGGCCAUACAUGCUGGUCUGUCUCAGUUGACAUUUGACCCUAACACAGCAUGUGAUCAUCUCAUUCUGUCCGAUGAUCUGACCAGUGUGAAGUAUGAUGAUGUCAAGCAACAGCUUCCUGACAACUCUGAAAGAUUUGAUAUGUAUCCAUGUGUGCUGGUUUCAGGAGGCUUUAUAUCAGGGAAACAUUAUUGGGAGGUAGAGGUAAAGACCAAGCCUGACUGGGAUAUGGGUGUUACCCGAGAGUCCAGUAAAAGGAAAGGGAUAUUUAACAUAAACCCAGGGGAUGGGUACUGGGUUAUAAGCCUGUGGGAUGGAAAUAAGUAUAUAGCUCAGGAUUCACCAUACAAGGCUCUUAACCCAAGUAUGAAACCAGAGAAGAUUGGAGUGUACUUGGACUAUGAAGGAGGACAGGUGUCAUUUUAUAAUGCUGAUAAUAUGUCUCACCUGUACACCUUCAUUGAUACCUUCACUGAGAGAUUGUACCCUUACUUCUACUCUGGUUAUAAUGCAGAGCCCCUCAAGCUGUUUCAUUUGAAACUAUAAUGCAGCCAUGAGAAAGUCAAGGAUUACCAACAUGGAAAUUGUUUCCUUAUCUAAAAGCUUGCAUAAUAUUUCCAGAAUAUGUACAAAAUAAAAAUAUUCAUUAGUGCAGACAUAAGCAUCUCCAGACUACAACAUUAUCAGUAGCAGUAACAAAGGUGAGUGAUGAACUUAUAAUGAAGAGAUAAAUGCUUAACUUUAUAUCUAUCUAUGUGCUGUACUUCAAGAAAAGAAAACUGUUGAUUAAAUAUACAGGAAUUUCAGCUGUAACCUAUAUGAGCAAUAUAUGCAACAUUCACAAAGCAAAUCACCUGUGAAGCUAUUAAAUGUAUAAAAUGAAUUUCCCUUGCAUUUAUAUACAGCUUAUGCAUCGGACCAAAGCAGACUCAUGAUAAAUAAACCCAAAUGGUGUAGGGCAAUGUCACAAUCUAGUUCAGUAGGUGAUCAACCAUAGUUAUAGAACCUCAGAAGUACAAAAGUGUCAAUGUCAAAGGCUCAGCAGAUAUAACACUCAUGUUUAGUGCAGAAGGCUGUGGGAUCUAUUCUCACACCAGGUAGGUUGAUUCCUAACACUGCAGUGCAGCAUAAGGGGGUAUUACACUACUGAGUGUUCCUAAAAUGAGAUGUUAAAUGGAGGCACCAUCUGCUUGAGUUGGUUGUAACUCGGGUGGAUGUAAAAGAUAACAUGGCACCUAUUGAAAAGAGUAGGGAAGUUUGCCAAUGCCCUGGCCAAAUUUCCCACAGUAGUAUAAAUACCACUUUGGUUCUCCCCUGAAAAAAGGAUAUUAGCAUAGUGUAACUAACUCAGUUAACAAACCCAGUCAGCAAAAAGGAUAAAUAAAUGUAAUGCAUAAAAAUGGAUAAGUAGUUAAGACAUAUCAUUUGCAAUCCAAAAUUAGAAAGAAAAUGUUGAUAUCUUCAAUCAAAUUUGCAUCUUGGUCACAACACUGGCGAAUAUUUACCAGGAAUUUUUUGUACAGAGCAUUCCUGACUCCGAAUAACUUGGCUAAAUUUGGUAAAAAUAACAAUAUAUUUUGUUGUAAAUGUAAUUCUGAAUGUAAAGCCAAUUGGUCACAUGUUUUAUAGUUCUAUGUUAAAAAAAUUAGAAUGAUAUAGAUGAUUUUUUGAAAGCUUUAUUUCAUGAUUCGUUGUCAUAAUCAUAAUUGUUGAUUUUAUUUAAUAUUAAUGAUGAUACUGCUUCAAAUCAUGAUAAUCUAUCUUUACUUUGGACUGUAUUGGUCAUUGCAAGGAAAAAUAUAACGGGGAAGUGGAAAUCGUCUGAUGCACCAUCCUUUACUGAAUUCCUAUCUCUCCUAAGAGAAACAGCUAACAAGGAAACCAAAAUUAAAGAAGUGAGAAUUCAUCCCAAGCCUUUUACUAACAUUCCUUGGAAGAAAGUAUUAGCUCUCAUUGGUACUCCUCAGUUGGAGCCUCUCUCUUCAUUAUGAGAAAUAAAAAUCAUCUUUUAUUUGCUUA